Molecule: messenger RNA, 640 nt
Organism: Spea bombifrons (plains spadefoot toad)
Lineage: Eukaryota; Metazoa; Chordata; Amphibia; Anura; Pelobatidae
Product: cysteine-rich protein 1-like
Exons: 4
Coding region: 70-351 (93 amino acids)
Biological process (GO): intrinsic apoptotic signaling pathway in response to DNA damage; regulation of gene expression
Molecular function (GO): zinc ion binding
Source: RefSeq, a predicted model, not a curated record
AAACUGUCAGUUUAACUAAAGCGUGGUUGGUCUUAUGCUUUUCUUUUAGGUCUGUGGGUCUUAUAAAAAAUGAUUUCAUAUUGUCCAAUAUGUGGGAAGCCUGUUUAUUUUGCUGAGAGGAAACGAUCCCUAGGCAAAGACUACCAUCCAUUGUGCCUGAAAUGUUACCAGUGCAAAAGACAGCUCAGUGCUGGCCAGCAUGCAGAGCAUGACAAUAAACCAUAUUGUAAUCGUUGUUAUCUUCUUCAUUUUGGACCCAGAGGGACACGCGGAGUGACAUCUCACUCAUCACAUACCAUCAGAUCCGCUCAUACUCCUACCCUGUCAGUGGAAAAUCAAAAGAGAUCUUAGUGACCACAAUUUGUGAAACGUGGAUCAAAUGAUUCCCCCCUUAUAUGAAACAUGUCAAGAAUUCAAUAGCUUUCAAUAUUAUAUAAAGGAGCUUCUUUAUGCAACAUGUUCAAAAAACAUAUCGUUUGUAAUUUUAACACUUAUUAAGUAAAAAGCAAAAUACUGCAUUAAUUAUGCUUUACUGUUUAUUAACAAUAAACAUCUGACAGUCAUAGCUGUAAGGCGUGUAUGCUAAAAUACAUUUUGUUUUUUAUGCUUUCUGUUUUAUAAUAAAGGUUUCUAUGAAAAA